Molecule: messenger RNA, 1143 nt
Organism: Marasmius oreades (fairy-ring Marasmius)
Lineage: Eukaryota; Fungi; Basidiomycota; Agaricomycetes; Agaricales; Marasmiaceae
Exons: 5
Coding region: 83-1060 (325 amino acids)
Biological process (GO): chromatin organization
Cellular component (GO): nucleus
Source: RefSeq, a predicted model, not a curated record
CCUUUCGCGCUUCUUCCCUGACUUCCACCUCACCUCUUCCCUUUUCUUCUCUAUCACUCGUCCCUAUUCUUAUCGUGCCAGUAUGUCAAACAACAAAGCAGAAGGUCGUCGUGAAGACGCACUAGCCAAACAACGCGACCAAAUGCGCGAGGAAUUUGAACGUCAAAAGAAAAAUCUCAUCAAUGAAACCGAAAAGGCUCGCCCAUCGUCGAAUCGUUUCGUUGGUCAACAUGACUCUAUGGAAGAUUCUUUGAAACAUAGCACUGUUGGCCUCGUUCAUUUAGAAGAGUUUCAACAGAAGAGAAAAGAGAUUGAGGAGGCUAAAGCUCGAGAAGCUGCGCGUACAAAUGAACUCAAAGACGAAACGAAGAAGGCCAAGAAAAGGAAGAAGGCUGCAAAGGCCACUUUGUCGUUCGCUGUGGACGACGAAGAGGGUGACGGUGAUGCAUCCGGAGGCACUUCUCGGCAAUCUCCCAAGGAGGAUGGUUCGGAGGAACCACCGAUGAAGCGAAGCAGAUUCCGCAAGAAUCCCAACGUCGAUACCUCGUUCUUACCAGAUAGAGAGCGAGAAGAGGAAGAGAGGAAGGAGCGCGAGAGACUGCGCCAGGAGUGGAUAAGGAGACAAGAGGAGCUUAAGCAGGAGGACAUUGAGAUCACCUACUCUUACUGGGAUGGAAGUGGUCAUCGAAAAACUGUUACAUGCAAGAAGGGAGACAAAAUUAGUACUUUCCUGGAGAAAUGCAGGCAACAGUUCCCCGAACUUCGAGGCGUCAGCGUCGAUAACCUGAUGUAUGUCAAGGAGGAUCUCAUUAUUCCACAUCAUUACUCUUUCUACGAAUUCAUCGUGAACAAAGCUCGCGGGAAGUCGGGACCCCUUUUCAACUUCGACGUACAUGACGACGUUCGUCUUCUCGCGGAUGCUACGAAGGAGAAGGACGAGUCGCAUGCUGGAAAAGUCGUGGAGAGAAGCUAUUAUCAGAGGAAUAAGCACAUAUUCCCUGCUUCUAGAUGGGAAGUAUUCGAUCCAGAGAGGAACUACGGAAAGUAUACCAUUUCUUGAUAGUCUACUUUCAGUGCUCGUCGCUCGUAGUUACUUGAAUUCUGCUUGGAGCAUCUCAGUCAAAGCCACUGCUCAGAUGCGUG